CCAUACACCGGAGAUGAUAAAUAAAAAAAUGAGUUAGCUUUUCCACGUGCAAUAAUAAAUCGCACAACGGGGUAUUAUCGAUUAUAAAACAAUUAAUUUUUCUUCCACAUGUCUUGGACUUAUCGCCAAUGGAAAUGAAGCCUGAAAUAGUUUGAGCAUAAUGUGAACGUUUGCUCCGAAAAUCAGAACGUAAAAGUGACAAUUACAUUAAUUUAUCCGUUUUGGUUGAUUUAUUUUUUUAUUAAUGUUUAAAAUACUCAGGAAAAGUGAUGAGUUUCUUUUUUACGUGGAGUUAAAUCCGUAGGUUUUGGGGGAGUAAUUGAGUUUAGGUUAGAAUAUCUCUGGGGUAGAAACGUCAAGCAGUUUAGCUCCAAAUCUAUUCAUAUCUCCAUGUAUAUGUGGGGAAUAUUUGACAAAAUCUAGUCCCCACCAGUGGGUUAAUUCAUCACCCAGUUUUCUAAAUAGAAUACUCGUUCCAUUUGGUAAUUGAGAGUGCUUUGAACCUCCUGAACACAAUGGCGUUUUUAGGGGCUCAGCUGGUGAUCACUCUGGUGAUGGUCAGUCUCAUCCAGAAAUUGAGUCCACAUUUCUCUUUUGGGCGGUGGAUUUUAUGUUCCACAGGACUCUCGAGGUUCUUGUAUCCGACAGAUCAAGAGCUGAAAAGUCUCGCUGGAAUUCCAAAGGAAAAGCCCAAAAAGGGAAGGCACAUGGAGAAUGGAAAAACACCUGAGACAUUUCACGUUCCUCGGAAUCUAGAUCUCACUCUUGAGACUGCCCAAGUGUCACAGCUCGAUGUUGUGCACUUGAAGUAUUAUUCUGAGUUUCAGUGGCUGUUGGAUUUUUCGGUGUAUGCUGCUAUUACUUAUGCAUUGACUGAGAUUUAUAAUUAUUUCUAUCCAAUUACCGAUGAGAUUAAUCUCAGUAUGGUGUGGUGCUCGCUAGUCAUUGGAUUUGCAUUCAAGAUGUUACUAACAUUAUGGAUCCAAUACUUCAAGGGGGAUGAAAGUGUGGGUGAGAGGUCCACCUGCAUCGUAACAGGUUUCGUGUAUCUUCUGAUAGCUAUGGUGAUCCUGAUUAUCGAUGAGAAUAAACUGGAAAUUGGUUUGGAUAAGGCGUAUGUCAGUUUCAACCACAGUGCCUCGAUUUUUCUGGGGAGUCAAGGGCUCUCAUCAUCUGGACCAGCGUCCCAAAUAGUUUUAAAAUUUUUUCUCGCUCUUUGGUGUGGAUUAUUAGGAUCUCUCUUCACUUUUCCCGGACUCAGAAUGUCCAAGAUGCACUGGGACACCAUGAGGUAUUACAAAGACAGAAAAUUUUUGAAAUUACUAGUGAAUAUCAGCUUUGCCUCGCCUUUACUUCUCGUUUGUCUGUGGAUUAAACCAAUUAGCAGGGAUUACUUCAGCGGUAGAAUAUUCUCGGGAAUGGAUAAACCACUAAUGACAUCAGAGGCAUUUGACAGUGCAAGAUUUAUUGCAAUUAUUCUCGUUGUUUUACUGAGAUUGUCACUGAUGCCAGUGUACCUUCAGUCAUACCUCAAUUUGGCUGAACAGAGAUUGGAGAAUCAAAAAAGAGAAGCAGGGAGAAUAACUAAUGUUGAGUUGCAGAAAAAGAUAGCUGCAGUCUUCUACUACCUGUGUGUAGUAACCCUCCAGUUUCUGGCUCCCUUAAUGAUGUGUUUAUUCUUCUCCCUGAUGUACAAAACUCUCGGCGGUUACACCUGGAGGGCGAUAUUGACCGGAAGUCCCUCGGACGAGUGUUCAAUAAAUGAUCAAUCACCACAGCCCUCACUAGAGCUUCCAGACACCGAAAAAACAGUCACUCAAACUGUUGAGGAACUGCACUUAGCUCUGAGCUCUCUCCGUAAAAUAUUCACAACCGAGGUUUUUAGAGGGAUUUUCGGCUUGGCCACAUGGUGGUGUUGUUUCACCAUCUUCGCUACAAAUGCCAUGGGAAUGUUCUACCAGAGUUACUUCACUAAUUCGUAACAACUCCAUGGAUUAUCCAACUCAAUCUAAACUUUUAUCAGAACUACGAGAAACUAUGCUCAAUGCGAACGCACAUAAAUGAGUGAUUGAAUUUUUUAAUUGAUAAAUAACUUGUGAACGUGUGCAUGGAAUUUUGCCAAAGAAACUUUUCUCAUCUACAGCUCCACAGAUGGUGUCGUGUUCAUAUCGGCAUGACAAUUCUCAGGCAUAUAAAACUGCAUCAGGAUUAUCAGAUAAGUGGUGAUGACUCCGACGAACUGUAAAUAAAAAAAAUUGACUCAGUCCUUCGAAGUCUUAGAGAGAUAUCGCGAUUCAUGUUAUCAUUUUUUUGGAGGGCUAAUAUACCGAGAAAGCAAAUUCACUCAAAGCUAUUGACAGGAUCAUCUUCGAGAGCGAUAUAAUUUGACUCGAGAAAUAUCGUAAUGAAUGAUUGUAGAUAUUUCUAAUGCCAAGUAAUCACCUGUUAUCAUCUCAUUGAAAUCAUUUUCUGUCGAUUGAGUGGUGUAAAUAAAUAUAAAUAAUUAUGUAAAAAAUA
Messenger RNA from Fopius arisanus, 2517 nucleotides. RefSeq names its product transmembrane protein 161-like emei (gene emei). The coding region runs from base 516 to 1982 and encodes 488 amino acids. NCBI's taxonomy places the organism in Eukaryota, Metazoa, Arthropoda, Insecta, Hymenoptera, Braconidae. The record is from RefSeq and is a predicted model, not a curated record. The transcript is spliced from 8 exons.